UCAUGUGUGUACUGAAUUUGGACGUGGGUAAAACCAAGUGGCAAUCGUAAAACACUACUUGCAUCUUAAUAACUUCACUGAGGUCAUUCAUACUUGUUAAAAAAAGCCAGGACAUCAUGACAUCAAGACAGAAUACUUUCAAUCAUGGCAAUGUGCACAUGUAUUUAUUUUAUUUUUAUAAAUUUUUUAACACUUAAUUUUGUGUCAACAGUUGAGAGAAAGAAUUACAAUUCUGAUAAUGAAAAACGUUGGAAUACACCACCAGAAUUAAUACCAGAAGCAUUGUCUGAUAUGAUAAAAAUUCAACAUUCAUCCCAGCCAAGAUUUCUACCAUUUUCUGCAAGUUUUACUGUAAAUUCUGGAUCAAGUAAUUCUCAUUCAUUAAGUAUUGCAGGCACAAAUAAUGGCAUCAGUUUAUCACAAUCACAAAGUAUGGCUUCAAGCGCAUUUGAAAAUGUCGGAUCAACUUUAUCAACAAGUCAAUCAAGUUCAUUUUCAGCUGGUUUAUCAGGAUUGUCAUCGUCUAAUUCAAAUGCAUUUAAUUUAAAUCAAUUUGGUGGUCAAUCAAAUGUUAAUUCAAAUUCAUUUGCAAUUGGUCAGGCAAGUUCAUCGUCAAAUGGAAAAAUAAAUAAUAAUAAUCAAGCAGUGAGUAGUGCUCAAUCAAGCGUUGGAUCAUGGAAUUCAGCAACAGCAUCUGGUCUUGGUGGUAGUGGAGCAGCAGUUGGAUCAUCAUAUGAAGAAAAUAAUAAACGACGUGGUAAACCUUCAUGGACAAACAUAAGUCCCAAUUACAAUGUUGGAGGAGUUUAUAUGACACCUGGAGGAGAAUAUUCUGGUCGGGGUGGAUUUUAUGGAGGACAUGACAAUCGACCACUUCGUCUUGAUAUUGAUGUGGAUGAUUCACAGUAUCAACAGACUCGUCCAACAGUUUUAAUCAGUGAUUAUCGGCCAUCAUCUGUUAGAAAUCAUCGAGCUUUUAUUGAUGAACACAGUGGAAAUAUUCAACGAUAUCCUAAACAACCAUCUCUACAAGUUUCAGCAGCAUCAGCAAGUUCAUCUUCUAAUUCACAAAAUGGUUUUUCUACUGGACAAUCAUCUUCUUACAGUGGACAUGGUCAACCAUCAUCUUGGACUCAAAAUUAUGGUCAAACAACAGGAAAUGCUCAGAGUCAUUCUCAAGCUACUUCAUCAGCUUUUGAACAAAAUAAUAAUGAAAAAAUUCAAGCUAGUUUUAGCUCUGGUUCACUGGCAUUAAAUUCAUAUGAAAAUGGUCAAUCUCAGGGUUUAUCUUCAAGUGGAAAUCAUGGACAACAAUCACAUGGUCAUGUUAAACAUCAAACAUUUGGCCAGGCAAAUGUUCAAGGCUCAGCAAAUUCUGGAUCAGUUAUUAAAUUUCCAAAUGAUAAUUAUAAUAAUCAAAAUAUUCAAAGAGAAUUUAUAAGAAGUAGAACUAAAAAAUCAUCGAAAAAUCCAAUCAAUGAAUUUUUUACUGAUUUAUCUGAUACAGUUGUUGAUUUGUUUGAAUUUUAA
Molecule: messenger RNA, 1530 nt
Organism: Aphidius gifuensis
Lineage: Eukaryota; Metazoa; Arthropoda; Insecta; Hymenoptera; Braconidae
Product: hornerin-like
Exons: 4
Coding region: 145-1530 (461 amino acids)
Source: RefSeq, a predicted model, not a curated record